UGAUUUCGAACUACGAAGCGAGUAAGACGUGUGUUGUUGUAAUUUAUCUAUACGUUCGACGACGUUUUAAGUGCUUUUAGUUAAGUUUUCUUACAACCAACAAAAAAAAUAACAGUUCUUAAAGAUUUUUUUUAAUUAAAAAAAAAUAAUUUUUGACAUUUGUAUAAAUUAAGUUUAUGCAAAAAGUAAAAAUAAACUAAACUGCUAGAGUGCUAACUAAAAACCAAUACUAAACACGACUUUUUGUGAAAAUGUAUAUUAGUGCUAAAAACAAUUAUUUUAAAAAAUUCUAAAAAUUUAUAAAAAAAUUAAAAACAAACAAAAAGUGUUAAAAAACGAAAAAAGGUUAAUCAAACUAAUAUUAUAAAACAAACUAAAGAAACAAAACAGAUUAAAGUGUUUUCCUGCAAACAAAAACAUAAACAAACAAACAGUUGAAUUGUUGUUUCUUUUUCAAUUUCAUUGCCAACAAUAAUAAACAAUAAGUUUUUCAUCAUUAUUCUUAUAAUUUUACGAAAUUGUCAUAACAAUGGCUGUGCCCUUUUAUUUGCCAGAGGGUGGUGCCGAUGAUACCGUAUCAUCCGGCGGCACCACUUCAUCCGAUGGCGCUAGCAGUGCAGCUAGCUCAUUGCAAUCAUCCCCCAAUACCACCUCUUCGGCCACACAAACUCCCAUGCAGAGCCCUUUACUGCCAGGCGAAGUUAUUAUGGCAAUUUAUGAAUUGAUACGAUAUAAUUCAGGUGCUCCCGUUUUUCAAUACCCAACACCACCCAGCCCUUCGUGUUCGAUACAUAGUCCAUCCUAUACAGGAGGAGAAGUAUUCUUUCCACGCAGUCGCAGUACCCCCAGAAUACCACGCACAAGCGUUAGUUUUGCUCCCGGCGAUGAGGUGAAUUUCUUUCAUCAAUCAGCGCCAGCCGCAUCUAGUGGCAAUGCACAAACUCAAACUACACAAGCACCUCAGUCAGCUCCACCAGUACCAAACAGUCAUCAUCACAACCAGCAUCAACUCUACGGCCAUCAUCCACACUUUGCCUAUCAACAUAGUGGACCAAGUUAUUAUCAAUAUACACCGCCUCCUACACCCAACACUGCCACGGCAACCACCUCAACGGGUACUUCAACAAGUGGAGCGGGUGGUAUGGCCCAUAGAAGUUUACAUCGUUCGCUAUCAGAUUCAGCCAGAAGAUCACGUUUAACCUCAACGGGUGAAGAUGAGCGAGAAUAUCAAAGUGAACAUGAGACCAGUUGGGAUGAGUUCGAAGAUCGUUAUGAUAAUUUUACCGCUGGCCGAGAAAGGCUGCAGGAAUUUAAUGGUCGUAUACCGCCACGUAAAAAGAAAAAGGAUGUGCCAAAAACUAAACCAGAAAAGAAGCAACAUCUGUUAAGUUUACAAAAACAAAAAAUUAAACAAUUGAAAAAAAUGUUCAGCACAAACGUGCUGUUCGAUUUGAAAUUGAAAUAAAAAGAAGACAGACAGAAUUAGGAGAAAACAAAUCAUUGCCAUCAAUGUGUAGAGCAAUAACACGCUUCAAGCAAGUGACAAAUUGCCAGUGCAAACUAUGGUUAACAACCUACAACACUAAAACAAACAACCCAACGAAACAACUGCAACAACCAACAACAAUCAAGUCAAAGUCAUAAAAUCCAACCUAACGACACUUAAAUACAACUCAUCUUACAAUGCGUUCAAAAGUCACAAAUCGAACAAAAAAAAAAAAACAAAUUCAUUUUAAAAUUUAUUUGUAUGUAGAUAUUUUUUUAUGAAACGAUGGAUGGUCUUAAAUACUUGUAGUUCAUACUUACUUGUAUUCGCACACAAAAUAAAACUGACUACAACCUAAAACUAUAAAUAAAAAUGCAAAUUUGCGAUAAAAAUUAAUUGCGCAGUG
Lucilia cuprina (Australian sheep blowfly) is the source of this 1892-nucleotide messenger RNA. RefSeq names its product cell death protein hid (gene hid). The coding region runs from base 530 to 1465 and encodes 311 amino acids. NCBI's taxonomy places the organism in Eukaryota, Metazoa, Arthropoda, Insecta, Diptera, Calliphoridae. The record is from RefSeq and is a predicted model, not a curated record. The transcript is spliced from 4 exons.